GCCACAUGGACGGCCGAGCCUGGAGACCAGGUACCUGGGUUCGGGUACACCGCCAGGCAAGCAGGUACCUCGCAGCUAUCGGCUCUACCAGUCCGGCACAGGUACCUACCUAACCCGUCUGGGCGCCAGGAGGUACCUGCUCAGUAGGGCAUUCCCCCGGUCGGGCGCCGUACAUUGCUCGCCUCUGGACCUGGGAAUCGCCGUGGGCGCAUGGUCCCUCGCCGUCGGCGUGCGCCUCCUGUCAUUAUAGGUAUGUAAUUCAUCAAUAUCAGCUCGGCUUCUUACCAGAGGCAUGGUCUGGUCUGGCCUGGUUCUGGUCCUCCUGGGUGCCGAAUCCCUACGCGUACACACCUACUCUACACGCAGCGCGCCACGGUGCAGAUCACGGCAGUGCCUUAGGGACUGUCUAUCCGGUCUCUUACCUACCUACCUAGGUACCUACCUCUUGGGCGUGCACAGUAGGAGUAGUGGUGUGUAUCCACCGCCUUUUUCCCUCCUCCUCCUCCUCCUCCUCCCCCUCCUUCUUCCUCCUCCCCUGCCCUUGCGCAACGCCUCAUUUGCCCAGCCUGCUCCGAUUGCUUAGCUUCGCAGCGUGGCCCUGUCGCGGGAGUGGGCGUGGGAGAUGAAGAAGCGCCAAAUGGGUGUGCGAUGAUGCUGUGUCCGUCCUAGCAGAGUCGCACGCACCCAAAACGCAGCAGCGCACGGCCUGGCUGGAACCCUUUCCCAUUCAUUUCCAAUCUCGGAUCCGCGUGUUCGGGUCGGGAGACUCGUGGCACCGCAGGCGCUUUCGGGAGCGUGGAUGGAUUAAUUCCCAGCCAUUAUAGGGGUUGGCCACCCUGAGCAACCGACCUACCUACUCCGUCCCUAGCAUUUAGCGACAAACCCGGCAACCCGACAGGGUCCAUGGAUGUUAUGGAAGUCUUGGGGAAAAAAAGAAGGAUCAACUGAUCGAAAGAUUCUACCUCAUCGUACGUAUAUCCCGUAUGUCUCGUAUGCAUAGUACCGGUACUAUGUAGCUAUACCACCCGACGCAUUAUAGGUGACGAUGGGUGUGAUAGGUCUGCCUGCCUGCCUCCAGAAC
Messenger RNA from Durotheca rogersii, 1081 nucleotides. RefSeq lists its product as uncharacterized. Bases 293 to 583 code for a protein of 96 amino acids. The record is from RefSeq and is a predicted model, not a curated record. The transcript has a single exon. Lineage: Eukaryota; Fungi; Ascomycota; Sordariomycetes; Xylariales; Xylariaceae.